This is a messenger RNA of Vicugna pacos (alpaca), 14180 nucleotides long. RefSeq names its product vacuolar protein sorting 13 homolog A (gene VPS13A). The record is from RefSeq and is a predicted model, not a curated record. NCBI's taxonomy places the organism in Eukaryota, Metazoa, Chordata, Mammalia, Artiodactyla, Camelidae. Gene Ontology annotation, biological process: protein retention in Golgi apparatus; autophagy; protein targeting to vacuole.
UCGGUUAGGGGCGGGCAUCCCGGGCCCGGAGUAACCGCCGCGCCCCUCAGCGCCCGCCCCCGCAGCCAGCCCCGCCGCGGGACUGCGGGAGGGGCGGAGUCGGGAAAUGUCGGGCCACUCCUGAUACUCGUCCCGUUGCCAGGCUAUGGGGAGAAGGCGGGGCCGAGGAGCUAGAGGAGCCGCGCUCAGCAGGAAUCCGGCACCCGUCGGAGAGGCGGCCGCGCAGCCGCCCUAGCUCCCUCUGGGGCCUCCCGCUCCGCCCCAACCCUGGAGCCCGAGGCGCGCAUGCGUCGCGCGAAGGCCCACCUCCGCCCCUCACAGGGCUCUCGGCAGGGCUUCCUGUCCGGCGCGAGUGGCUCCACGGUCGGAGCCACCCCGUAGCCGGUGAACCGAGCGGUCUCGAGAGAAGGGCGCGGGAGGGCAGGCGCAGGAAGAAGGAGCGCCGCGUCCACCGCGGCUGAAGAAAAUGGUGUUCGAGUCGGUGGUCGUGGACGUGUUGAACCGGUUCUUGGGGGACUAUGUGGUGAACCUGGACACGUCCCAGCUCACACUGGGCAUCUGGGGAGGAGCUGUGGCCCUCAAGAAUCUUGAAAUUAAAGAAAAUGCCCUGAGUCAGCUGGAUGUACCAUUUAAAAUUAAAGUUGGUCAUAUAGGUAAUCUUAAUCUUAAAAUUCCAUGGAAAAACCUUUAUACUCAACCAGUUGAAGCUGUAUUAGAAGACAUUUAUUUACUCAUAGUACCUUCUUCUAUAAUAAAAUAUGAUCCUUUAAAAGAAGAAAAGCAACUCUUAGAAGCAAAGCAACAGGAAUUGAAAAGAAUAGAAGAAGCAAAACGAAAAGUAGCUGAUCAAGAAAAACAACGGGUGGAGAAACAGGACACUUUUACAGAGAAAUUAAUUACUCAGAUAAUAAAAAAUCUUCAAGUGAAAAUUUCCAACAUCCAUAUUCGUUAUGAAGAUGAUAUCACAGAUCGAGAGAACCCACUGUCAUUUGGUAUUUCCCUCCAGAAUCUCAGCAUGCAGACAACUGAUCAAUACUGGGUUCCAUGUUUACAUGAUGAAACUGAGAAGCUAUUUCGUAAGUUAAUCCGAUUGGAUAACCUUUUUGCCUAUUGGAAUGUGAAGUCUCAGAUGUUUUAUCUUAAUAAUUAUGAUGAAUCAUUGAACAGCCUGAGGAAUGGCAUUGUUGAUGAAAAUAUUGUUCCAGAAGGUUACAAUUUUGUAUUUCGCCCCAUAUCUGCUAAUGCCAAACUUCAGAUGAAUCGCCGAUCGGAUUUUGACUUUUCUGCCCCCAAAAUAAACCUGGAUGUUGAGUUACAUGACAUAGCAAUUGAAUUUAAUAAACCACAGUAUUUCAGUCUUAUGGAGCUUCUUGAAUCAAUUGAUAUGAUGACGCAAAAUCUACCAUAUAGGAAAUUCAAACCUGAUGUACCUCUUCAUUACCAUGCCAAAGAAUGGUGGGUUUAUGCUAUACGUGGUAUUCUUGAAGUAAAUGUUUGGCCCCGUUUACGGAUGUGGUCAUGGAAGCAUAUUAGAGAACAUAGGCAAAAAGUGAAGCAGUACAAAGAACUGUAUAAAAGAAAGCUAACAAGUAAGAAGCCGUCUGGUGAACUGCUCAGCUCUUUGGAGGAGUUGGAAAAGACUUUGGAUGUAUUUAAUAUAACUAUAGCAAGACAACAGGCAGAAGUUGAGGCAAAGAAAUCUGGAUACAGGAUUUACAGAGAAGGAGCAAAUGAGUCAGAAGAUAAUAAAGGAUGGUUUAGCUGGCUGUGGAAUUGGUCAGAAUCACAAACUAAACAACAACCAGAUGUUAAACCUGGAAGUCUUGAAGAAAUGUUGACACCUGAAGAAAAAACUUUACUAUAUGAAGCAAUUGGCUAUAGUGAAACAGCAGUUGAUCCAACCUUGCCAAAAACAUUUGAAGCCAUCAAGUUUUUUGUUCACUUGAAAAGUAUGUCUAUUAUUCUGAGAGAAAAACAACAAAAAUCUGAGCUGUUAGAUAUUGUAGUGGAGGAAUUCAGUACGUUGAUUGUGCAAAGGCCAGGAGCACAAGCAAUUAAAUUUGAGACCAAAAUAGAUUCGUUUCAUGUUACUGGCUUACCAGAUAAUUUGACAAAACCCCGCCUCCUGUCUUCAUUGGAUGAUUCUGCAUCACUCUUCCAAAUUAUAUUUGAGAUAAAUCCAUUAGAUGAAACUGCUGCUCAAAGGUGUAUCAUAGAAGCUGAACCUUUAGAAAUGCUAUAUGAUGCAAGAACUGUGAAUAGUAUAGUGGAAUUCUUCAGACCUCCAAAGGAGGUAAAUCUAGCACAGCUGACUUCAGUGACUUUGACAAAACUUGAAGAAUUCCGUGAUAAGACAGCGACAGGUCUGUUAUACAUUAUCGAAACACAGAAAGUUCUUGAUCUCAAAAUUAAUUUGAAGGCUUCAUAUAUUAUACUCCCACAAGAUGGAGUUUUUAGCCCUACAUCCAAUCUACUUAUUUUGGAUCUUGGUCAUCUAAAGGUGACAAGUAAAAUUCGUUCAGAAUUACCAGAUUUAAAACAAGGUGGCCCCAAACUUGAAGAGAUAAUGGAUAGAGCUUAUGAUUCCUUUGAAAUUCAGCUUACAAGCAUACAGCUGCUUUACAGCGGAGUUGGUGAUAAUUGGAAAGAAGCACGAAAACUCAGUGUAUCUGCACAACAUAUUUUGGUACCUAUGCACUUCAAUGUGGAACUCUCUAAGGCCAUGGUUUUCAUGGACAUAAGGAUGCCCAGAUUCAAGAUUUUUGGGAACUUACCACUGAUUUCUUUAAGAAUCUCGGAUGAAAAACUGCAAGGGAUUUUGGAAUUGAUUGAAAGCAUCCCAAAACCCCCACCUGCAACUGAAGUCAGUGCCCCUGUCAAGCCAUUUCAGAUUGAAAGAUCCACUUCUUUGGGAACAUCCCAGAUUUCACAGAAAAUGUUUCCUCUCUUGGAAAUUCCGUGUGUUGAUGAUGAUUCAGAGGAGGAGUUUUUUGAUGCAGUAUGUAGUCCCUUGGAAGAGCCUCUUCAAUCUCCAACUGGAGUUGAAAGUCCUCAACAGAAAAAGCCAUACUGUUCAAAAAAUAUGAUUGAGUAUAAAAUAAGAUUUGAAGUGCCAGAGGUUUUGAUUCAAUUUUGUCAACUUGUUGGAGAUUGUGAACUACCUGUGGUAGAAAUUAAUGUCUUAGGAUUGGGCACAGACAUUGAGUUUAGAACAUUUGAUUUGAAAGCAAAUGCCUUUUUGAAAGAGGUCUGCUUAAAAUGCCCAGAAUACUUCGAUGAAAAUAUGAAACCAGUUUAUUUGAUUACAACACUGGAUAACACCUUGGAAGAUCUGUUAACACUGGAAUAUGUGAAGGCUGAAAAGAAUUUACCCAACUUGAAAAGUACCUAUGACAAUGUUGUGCAACUGAUUAAGGUGAAUUUUUCGUCUUUGGAUAUUCAUUUACAUACUGAAGCACUUCUGAAUACAAUAAAUUAUUUUAAUAAUAUCCUUCCACAAUUGGAGGAAAAAUCAGCCCCAAUACACGUUGCGGAGACCGAAGACAAAGGAGAGGUUAUUAAAAAAAUACCUUUAAAACUAUCCAAGAAUGAAGAUACUAUUACUUUGCAAAUUUUAGCAGAGUUAUCGUGUUUACGGAUAUUUAUUCAAGAUCAGAAACGUAACAUUUCAGAAAUUAAGAUUGAAGGGCUUGAUUCUGAGAUGAUUAUGAGGCCUUCAGUGACUGAAAUAAAUGCAAAGCUAAGGAAUAUAAUUGUUUUGGAUUCUGAUAUAAAUGCUGUAUACAAAAAGGCUGUUUAUAUUACUGGAAAAGAAGUUUUCAGCUUCAAAAUGAUUUCUUACAUGGGUGCGACUGCUGGUUCUGCAUACACAGAUAUGAAUGCGGUUGACGUUCAAGUUAACUUAACCGUUGGUUGCAUUGAAGUAGUUUUCGUCACAAAAUUUCUAUAUUCUAUACUGGCUUUUGUAGAUAACUUUCAAGCAGGUAAACAAGCCUUGGCUGAGGCAACUGUUCAGGCAGCAGGAAGGGCUGCUACUGGUGUGAAAGAACUGGCACAAAGGAGCUCUAGAAUGGCAUUGGAUGUUAACAUCAAAGCCCCAGUUGUGGUUAUCCCACAGUCUCCAGUUUCUGAAAAUGUUUUUGUUGCUGAUUUUGGGCUAAUUACGAUGACAAAUACAUUCCAUGUGAUAACAGACAGCCAGACCAACCCCCCACCCAUUAUUGAUUUGAUAACAGUAAAGCUGAGUGAAAUGCGACUAUACAGGACUCAAUUUAUUAAUGAUGCAUACCAGGAUGUACUGGAUCUUCUACUGCCAUUAAAUCUUGAGGUGAUUGUUGAGCGAAAUUUAUCCUGGGAGUGGUAUCAAGAAGUUCCUUGUUUUAAUGUAAAUGCUCAUCUAAAGCCCAUGGAGUUCAUUCUUAGUCAAGAAGAUAUAACAAUUAUUUUUAAAACAUUAUAUGGCAAUAUAUGGUAUGAAGAUGGUGGUAGUGCCUCAAAUGCAGGAAUAAAAGAUCAGUCUAGUGUUACUAGUGGAAUUACUCAUGCUUCACACCGUACAGGAGGAACAACUGUAGUGACAGCUGCUGUGGUGGAAGUACAUUCACGUCCUUCUCAAGUUAAGACAACACUAAAUAUGAGUUUCAAAACUGAUUAUCUUACCAUGGCGCUGUAUAGUCCGGGUCCUAAACAGACUUCCUUUACAGAUAUUCGUGAUCCUUCUCUGAAUCUUGCUGAAUUUAAGUUGGAGAAUAUUAUAAGUACUUUAAAAAUGUAUACAGAUGACUCAACGUUUUCUUCCUUCUCAUUAAAGAACUGUAUUUUAGAUGACAAAAGGCCUCAUGUCAAGAAGGCGACUCCUAGAAUGAUAGGACUGACAGUUGGGUUUGACAAAAAGGACAUGAUGGAUGUACGGUAUAGGAAAGUCAGAGACGGAUGGGUGGCUGAUUUAGUCCUUCAAGAAAUGUAUAUUUGUGCAAGUGUAGAAUUUCUCCUGACCGUUGCAAAUGUCUUUCUUGAGGCCUACACCACAGGCACUGCUGUAGAAACCAAUGUUCAAACAUGGCCUGCUAAAGAAGAAGUGCCUAUACAGGAAUCAGAGAAGUGGGAAAUUAAUGUCCUUAUUAAAAAUCCUGAAAUUGUGUUUGUGGCUGAUAUGACAAGAAAUGAUGCUCCUGCCUUAGUCAUUACAACACAAUGUGAAAUUUGUUGGAAAGGUGACUUUGAAAAUAAUACAAUGACUGCUGCCAUUAAAGAUCUCCAAGUCAGAGCAUGCCCAUUUCUUCCAGUCAAGAGAAAAGGAAAAAUCACUACUGUUUUGCAGCCCUGUGACUUAUUCUGUCAAGCUACUCAGAUAAGUACAGAUCCACAGGUGAUUGAUUUAUCAGUAAAAUCACUGACAUUGAAGGUUUCACCAGUUAUCAUAAAUACUGUGAUCACCAUAACUUCAGCACUUUAUACAGCUAAGGAAACCAUCCCACAAGAAACUGCUGCUUCUACAGCACAUUUAUGGGAAAAGAAGGAUACAAAGAAUUUGAAAAUGUGGUUUCUUGAAGAACCAGAUGAAGCUGAAAAAGUAGCUCCCGCAACUGAAUUGGUACCCAAAGGAGAGAUGAUAAGAAUGAACAUUGAUUCUAUUUUUAUAGUUCUUGAGGCUGGAAUUGGUCAUAGAACCGUGCCUAUGCUUUUAGCAAAAUCACAUUUCUCAGGGGAAGGCAAAAACUGGAGUUCUCUAAUAAAUCUCCACUGUCAGCUUGAGCUUGAAGUACAUUAUUACAAUGAAAUGUUUGGUGUAUGGGAGCCUUUGCUUGAACCCUUAGAAAUUGAUCAGACUGAGGAUUUUAGACCAUGGAAUCUUGGAAUCAAGAUGAAAAAGAAAGCCAAAAAGGCCAUUGUUGAGUCAGGUACUGAAGAAGAAAAUUAUAAGGUGCCAGAAUAUAAAACUGUCAUCACUAUCCAUUCAAAAGACCAACUAAACAUUACAUUAUCCAAAUGUGGCCUUGUAAUGUUAAAUAACUUAGUCAAGGCAUUUACGGAAGCUGCCACUCGAUCUUCAGCUGCCUUCGUAAGGGAUCUAGCACCAUUUAUGAUUUUAAACUCUCUUGGACUUAAUAUCUCUGUUUCGCCAAGUGAAUCUUUUAGUGUACUCAACGUACCUAUGGCAAAAUCAUACGUGUUGAAAAGCGAGGAGAGUUUAAGUAUGGAUUAUGUCCGAACUAAAGACAAUGAUCAUUUCAAUGCAAUGACGAGCCUAAGCAGCAAACUCUUCUUCAUUCUUCUUACACCUGCUAACCACUCUACUGCUGAUAAAAUCCCUUUAACAAAAGUGGGACGACGACUGUACACUGUAAGACACAGAGAGUCUGGAGUUGAAAGAUCUAUUGUUUGUCAAAUUGAUGCAGUGGAAGGAAGUAAGAAGGUAACAAUUCGCUCCCCCGUGCAGAUUAGAAAUCAUUUUUCAAUACUGCUUUAUGUUUAUGGAGGGGACGCCUUGCUGGGAACGGCUUCACCUGGAAAUGAAUUUAACGUACCAUUAGCGUCUUACCGAUCACUCCUUUCUCUGAAGCCAGAAGAUGAAGACUAUCAAAUGUGUGAAGGAAUUGACUUUGAAGAAAUUAUGAAAAAUGAUGGCACUUUUCUAAAGAAGAAAUGUAAAGCUAUAAACCCUUCUAAAAAGCCAUUCAUCAUUAAUAUUGUCCCAGAAAAAGAUAACUUGACAUCUGUGUCAGUGUAUUCUGAAGAUGGUUGGGAUUUACCGUACAUAAUACAUUUGUGGCCACCUAUCCUACUCCGAAAUCUUCUUCCUUACAAAAUUGCCUAUUACAUAGAGGGGAUUGAAAAUAGAGUUUCUACUCUACAUGAAGGCCGCUCAGCCCAGAUUUGUACCGUACAGUCAGAUAAAGCCAGGCUGCAUUUAAAAUUACUUGACUAUCUUAAUCACGAUUGGAAAAGUGUAUAUCAUAUAAAACCUAAUCAACAAGAUAUUAGUUUCAUCAGUUUUACUUGUGUCACAGAACUAGAAAAGACUGAUUUAGAUAUUGCUAUCCAUGUGACUUAUAAUAUUGGCCAGACAGUUAUAGCAUUUCAUAGUCCCUAUUGGAUGGUCAAUAAAACUGGUCGAAUGUUACAGUACAAAGCAGAUGGAAUUCAUCGAAAGCAUCCACCUUAUUAUAAAAAGCCAGUUCUCUUUUCUUUUCAGCCAAAGCACUUUUUUAAUAACAAUAAGGUUCAGCUUAUGGUAACCGAUAGUGAAUUGUCAGAUCAGUUUUCAAUUGAUACUGUUGGUAGUCAUGGAGCUGUUAAAUGUAAAGGCCCGGAAAUGGAAUAUCAAGUUGGUGUCACUAUAGACCUUAGCAGUUUUAACAUUACCAGAAUUGUCACAUUUACCCCUCUUUUUUUAAUUGAAAACAAAAGCAAAUAUCGGAUAUCAGUGGCUGAAGAGGGAAGUGAUAAAUGGCUCUCUGUUGAUUUGGAGCAGUGUAUCCCCUUUUGGCCUGAGGAUGCUUCUAGUAAACUUCUUAUUCAAGUUGAAAGAAGUGAAGGCCCUCCCAAAAAGAUACAUUUUAACAAGCAAGAAAGUUGUAUUUUAUUGCGUCUAGAUAAUGAGCUUGGAGGUAUUAUAGCAGAGGUUAAUUUGGCUGAGCAUUCUACAGUUAUUAAAUUUUCAGAUUAUCAUGAUGGCGCAGCUCCGUUUCUGUUAAUAAAUCACACCAAGAAUGACAUUGUUCAGUACAAGCAAAGUUCUCUUAGUAAAAUAGAAGAUUCUCUCCCUCCUGGAAAAGCAGUAUUUUAUACGUGGGCUGAUCCUGCGGGCUCUAGAAUGCUGAAAUGGGAAUGUGGAAAAAGCUACGGUGAAGUAACACAAAAGGAUGAUAUGAUGACACCUAUAAGUUUGGGGAAAAAGACCAUUUAUUUAGUUUCAUUCUUUGAAGGCUUACAACGCAUUAUUUUAUUCACUGAAGAUCCGAAAGUAUUUAGAGUGACAUAUGAAAGUGAGAAAGCAGAGUUAGCAGAGCAAGAAAUUGUGUUGGCGUUACAAGAUGUUGGAAUUUCUCUCGUCAAUAAUUAUACAAAGCAAGAAGUUGCCUAUAUUGGCAUUACAAGUUCUGAUGUGGUCUGGGAGACAAAGCCCAAGAAGAAGGCAAGAUGGAAGCCAAUGAGUGUAAAGCAGACUGAGAAGUUAGAGAAAGAAUUUAAGGAAUAUACUGAAUCUUCCCCAUCAGAAGAUAAGGUUAUUGAGUUGGACACUAACGUUCAGGUCUGCUUCACACCUAGUGGUACUAACAUGAAAAUUAUGCAACCACAUGUAACAGCUAUACGAAGAAAUUAUCUUCCUGCUUUAAAGGUGGAAUAUAGCACAUCUGCACAUCAAUCAUCAUUUAGAAUUCAAAUUUACAGAAUACAGAUCCAAAACCAGAUACCUGGUGCUGUUUUUCCAUUUGUGUUUUAUCCCAUUAAGCCUCCCAAGUCGGUCACCAUGGAUUCAGCACCAAAGCCCUUUACAGAUGUCAGUAUUGUCAUGAGAUCUGCAGGGCAUUCCCAGAUAUCACGUAUUAAGUAUUUCAAAGUGUUGAUCCAAGAAAUGGAUCUCAGAUUAGAUCUUGGCUUUGUCUAUGCUGUAGCAGAACUUAUGACAGAGGCUGAAGUGACUGAAAAAACAGAGGUUGAGCUUUUUCAUAAAGAUAUAGAAGCUUUCCAAGAAGAAUAUAAAAUAGUUUCAUUAGUAGAUUCAUCACAAGUCAGUCUAUAUGAGUAUUUUCACAUAUCUUCUAUCAAGUUGCAUUUAAGUGUUUCACUGAGUUCGGGUGGAGAAGAAGCUAAAGAUUCAGAACAACAUGGAGGACAGAUGGCAGUUCAUUCUAUAAAUCUUUUGCUGAAGAGUAUUGGUGCCACUCUUACAGAUGUACAAGAUGUAGUUUUUAAGCUUGCAUGUUUUGAACUCAACUAUCAGUUCCAUACGACAUCUGAACUACAGUCUGAAGUAAUAAGACACUAUUCAAAGCAGGCCAUUAAGCAGAUGUAUGUACUCAUUCUUGGACUUGAUGUUUUGGGAAAUCCCUUUGGCUUGAUUAGAGAAUUUUCUGAAGGUGUAGAGGCAUUUUUUUAUGAACCUUACCAGGGAGCCAUCCAGGGUCCUGAAGAGUUUGUGGAGGGAAUGGCACUAGGACUGAAAGCACUAGUUGGUGGAGCUGUUGGUGGAUUAGCUGGUGCUGCCUCCAAAAUCACCAGUGCUAUGGCUAAAGGGGUAGCAGCUAUGACUAUGGAUGAAGACUACCAACAGAAGAGAAGAGAAGCCAUGAACAAGCAACCAGCUGGUCUUAGAGAAGGCAUCACUCGUGGAGGAAAAGGCUUAGUGUCUGGUUUUGUAAGUGGCAUAACAGGAAUUGUUACAAAACCAAUCAAAGGAGCUCAGAAAGAAGGAGCAGCUGGUUUCUUUAAAGGUGUUGGGAAAGGUAUAGUUGGAGCAGUGACAAGGCCAACUGGAGGCAUCAUAGACAUGGCUAGCAGUACAUUUCAGGGAAUAAAAAGAGCUACAGAGACCUCUGAUGAAGUAGAGAGUCUGCGACCCCCUAGGUUCUUUAAUGAAGAUGGAGUUAUCAGACCUUACAGGCUGAGGGACGGCACUGGAAAUCAGAUGUUACAGAAAAUUCAGGUCUACAGGGAGUGGAUUAUGGCUCACAGUAGCAGUAGUGAUGAUGAUAAUGAUGAUCACGAUGAUUAGUCAGAUCUGAAAUGUUAAAAUUCAUAUGUUCUUUAUCAUUUUAUUUGAAAUCUUUCAUUAACAUGUUUUGUAUGACUGCUACCAUAAUGCUCAUGUGUCCAUUUUUAGGGAGUUAAAAGUACUUUUUCUUCUUAAAAUGUUUUCCUAUACAUUUUCAAACUACCAGAAUUGCCUUAUUUAAGCACAGAAAAAUGUAUUUUACAUCCAAAGUAGGGCAUACUAUAUAUUAUAGCAUUUGCUUGUAUGUAUUUGUAGCUUUGUGUAACACAGUUUGUCCUUGAGAUUUAAAGUUAGGCAAUUUUUUUUUGAUGUUAACUAGUUUCAUUUUAAGUUAUCUGCUUAUUUGUUAGCAAAAUGCUGUUUUUAAUGUUCUUUGUCAAUUUUCUGGGCUGUAAUAUAACAUAAUUGAGUUUAAAAAAAAGAAGGAAAGAAAAAGAAUAGUAAUAGCCAGUCAAUAUUUUAUAUUUACUUAGCAUUUUAGAAGUAGUUUUGUCAAAUUUCUUUUAUAAGAAUAAACAUAUAACUUGAAGCAAUACGAAUUUGUUGUUCUAUUCCAAAAUCAUGUAGGUUGAACUACUAUUAUAAGAAACAUUCAUAAUUUGUCACAAAGGUUAGAUAGUGAAAUAAUUUAUAGUCUCAGAAUAUAAAAAAAAUUAUUUUAUUUGGUUCACUUUUUAUUUCAUUUUGUUAUAUAUAUAUUUUGUGGAACAGUGAACAAAAUUGGUUUUACAGUCAUUAUACUUAUUAAGUUGCAUAUCCAUGUGCCUGUAUCCUUAUUACAAAAUGUUAUGAAUUCAAGACAUGAGAAAAAUUUUUAUAGUAAGCAUAGUUAUAUAUAUUUCUUCUGGGUAAUAUUGAAAAACUGUUAACUAGUUUUCUGAAAGAAUAAGCAAAUCUGUUUCAUGUUAUGUGUACUGAAGUUUUUUUUAAUUUCAACUUAGAUAAAACUUUUUUUAUUUUUCUAGUAUAUCAGAUGUACUUUAAAAAAAAAACUCUAAAAAAUGAACGCCUAUUAGUAUGUUGUUUGGGGGAAAAAAAGUAGUAUGAUGUUUGAUCCCUUAUGACGGCUCUACUUUUGGAUCAACAAAGGGCAUUUACCUUAAUUUAUGUUAAACAUUUUGCUUAUAAUGAGCUUAGAUUAUAGUAGAUACUUGCCUUAAUUGUUCAGCUUUUGGUUUAAUUUAUUCAGCCAAUGAUUUCUGAGUCUCUUCUUAUUCUUAGGUUUAUCAGGAUUUUAUCUCUAUAAAUCAUUAUUCACUAUUCUUAGAAAAUGACUCAAAUUUUUAAUAUUGAGCCAACAAAAAACAAAGCUAAAAAAUUCAGCUUUUUUGAAAUUUCUCCUUGCCUAGCAUAUUUAGAUUAAGUAGAAAUCAAGGUUGUGUGUGCUAGGACUAAGAAAAUUUGUGAAUGUCAAAUCAUCUAAUUACUGUUUUCAUCAAAAUAUAGUACUUUUAUCAUUUUGGAAUAAGUAAAUAAAUUAAAACAGUGACCAUUAGAAUAGUCACUACUGGUAUCAGAGACAGUUUGUAUUUGUCCUGCACUGCUGCUCUCUCACCCUUGGUCAAAAUCAAACAAAGCCUGCAGCUUCUACUGGAAGCUAGGAUUAACACAGCCUACUCUUAUGUUGUGUAUACCUGAGGAAAGAAGGGUCUGAAUAUUUCUUCACUGAAUUUUUAGAUCCAAAUAUUGCUAAGCAUGAAGCCUUUCUAAAGGAGAAAAUGCAAAACUGCUUGUUUGCAAGACAUUUACUGAGUUUCCUGUGGUUAGUCUGUGACAAUUCUAUGGUAUAGAUUUCAUAAAGAUCCUUAUGAAUUUAUCUGAAAAAAAUUCUGGGUAUUUUAGCAGUGACUUACCAUUUUAAUGAAAAGAAAGUUGGAGGUGGAAUUACAUUUAUUUAAAAUCUCUUGAACAUUAAAAAGAUUUAAAGCAAUAUUCUAGUAACUAGAAAACUUUGUCCAUGUGGUCUUAGGGAUUCAUUCUUAAGUUUUUAGCCCUUGGAAAUGACUUGUGUUCUUUAAUGGUAUAAUUGCCCUUGUUCUUUCUGUUUUCCUGACACAGUGAAAUAAUCUUUUCAGGCUUCUUUGCUGACAGGUAUUAUUUUUCCAGUUUAAAAAAUAUACUUAUUAUGUUGCUUAUAUUUGAGAAAAAAGACUGAGGAUAGCUCUGUUUUCUUGAUGGAGAUACAGGACUUCAACAAAAAUAUCUUCUUGUUCCUCAUCAAAUAUGUAGAAAAUGAGUUCAACUUUGGGAUUUUAAUGAGAUGAACAGUUCUUUUAUUAGUGGCUCUGUAAUUAGAACUUUAAAAAUGGGAAAUAUCCAUCUAAUAAAGUCGAGUGAGGAAGCCGAGUUCAAAAAAUUGACUGUUUAAUACCAUACCUUUCCAUAUCCUUUAUUUAUAUUGUGAAUUUCUACGUGGUCAUUGCUUAUGUGUAGAAAAAGGGAAGGAGGGUUCUUUCUUCUUCCUUAAGGGAAUAAUCAUUUAUUCUUUGUUUUCCUCUGUGUCUACUUGACACUUGAAUAACAUAUUGAAGACUGGCAGGAAGAAAAAUUUAUAGAAAUCCUGAAAUUGUAAACGCCUAUCACCAUGGAUAAAUAAUCUGCUUGUAGGAGCCUAUAAAUGAAAUUACUUGGUGCUCACAUUGGGUAUAGAUACAAGAAAUGUAAAUCCAGAAUAAUAUUGCUAACUUUCAAUAUUCCUUAUAGAAAAGGAAGUCGGAAUAAAUUUCAGUUUGCUUAUAUAUUUAAAAUCGGGAUUUUAUAAAUUUUACCUAUUGAAAUUGUUCAAAAUAUGUAUCUUUGAUGGAAUGUUGAGUGUUGAUUUUAAGGUCAUGUUAUUAAAAUUGACAGAUGGAGCCUUUGUAGAUCUGUGGCUAGGAGAUAAAGUUCAACAUGAAAUAUGUGUUACUAUCUUUUACGUCCCAAGUCAUAUACACUAGAGAAUGAUGACUGCAGUAAUAGCUGCUAUGGUAGUUUGUCUAACUUAUACCCUGUGGUGAAAUUUUGCCAUAUGCUCUCCUAGAGUGAUGGGAGGAAGACCAGAAACAACCAUCCCAACUUUUAUUUUACUUUUCUACUGUACUUUUAAGCCUCAGUUUUUUGUUUUAUAGGUUUCCUUGCAUGUUUAUAACUUACUAUAAUAGUCCAAAAUAUUAAAGGUACUGUGGGGUCUAAAUAAGAUAUGCAGACUAUUCAUUUAGGUCAAAUGAUAAUUAUGAUGAAUAUGUGAAAAGAAUGUCAGUUUUAUUUUUUAUUCUAUCCCUGUACCUUUGAAAUAAAUGGAGAUCAAUUUAAAAUGUUUAGAUUUAAUUAAUUUAAUCUUCAUUUUAGUGGAUAAAUGUUUGAAUUCAUGAAGUUCAGUGAAUACAAUCCAUACUAUACAAAACACCACAGAAAGUCCUGAAUUAAAGAAGAAUGAAGCACAUGAUUUCAGAUAGGUCUGUGUUAGGGAGCUAAUGAGAGUGAUUUAUGAUGGUCAUAUGUGAGAGUGUAUGGUUUGGUUUGUUUUAAUGUAGUAGACCAUUUUCAUGUCCAUAGUUAUCUCUCAAUCAACAUGAUAAAUUUAUUUAACAGUUUAUCUGUAUCAACCAGUAUGUAUAUAGCAAUAGUGUACCUCCAAACUUUUGCUUUAAAGUAAAUGUUUAAUAAUUUUGUAAAAUUAUUCUUUCGUGUAACCUUCUUCAUUGCGUAUACAUACUCUAUGCAUUGAAAUGGUAACAAAGAUAUCUACUAAAUUUUCAUUAUGCCAUUUCUCUGGAUCUUAGAGAUCCUUAAUUAUUUGGAACAUUCAAAAUAUAGUCAUUGUGUUUUUAUAAACAGAUAAUCAGGGUACUCAGAGGUCUAGUUAAGUAUAUAACUUUUUGAUUGGGAAUACUAUGUUUUUAUACUAUAAAUAAUCUUUUAUGAAUAAUUAAGUACAUUAUAUCUACAAAGAUUUUUUUUAAUGUAUUCAAUAAAGCUUGGAGUUUUCUUGAAUUAAAAAAAAAAUUAGAGACUCAUACUCAUUGGAAAAGGGAAAUCCCUCUUGUGAAUCAGUUAACUAACAUUGAUUCUCAGUCUACAAUUUUAGUAUUUUACAGAUGUGAAAUUUCUCAAAAAUUAGAUUAUUUUCUACAUUGUUGAAGUAUUAUAUGCUCAGUAAAGAAAAAUAGGAAUAGAAAAGAAAAAAAUUACCCUGUCUCCCUACCAUUUAUUGUGGCAUAUUUCAUUUUUAAAUUUUAUUCGUGUAAUUAUGAUUCAAAUAUACAAAUUUUGUUACAUAUUUUUGUUUUAUUGGAAAUUUGUAUAAAUAGAAUUAUUAACUUCUAAAGACUAAAAAAACGACCCAUUUAAUUCCCAAUGUGGGAAACUUGGUAUUUAUUUCUGGAAUACAUUAUGGCCAGCAGGACCUAUAUUUUUAUAGCUGAUGUAGAAGCUUUUCCUUUUUGAUUAAACGUACUUUUACCUUUUGACUCUACCUUUCUUA